Molecule: messenger RNA, 807 nt
Organism: Chironomus riparius
Lineage: Eukaryota; Metazoa; Arthropoda; Insecta; Diptera; Chironomidae
Source: the annotation of a GenBank genome assembly
AUGUCUACAAAUGGUCAUGUCACAAUAGCACUUAACGAUAAGGAAGUUCCUACAGCAAAUUUGACAGAGAUUAAUGGACGAGGGAGAAGUCGAAGUAGAAGUAAGAAAAGAAGCAGCUCAAGAAGCAGAUCGUCUUCCGCUAAUCGAACAAAACGUGAAAUUGAUUUAGCGACGAGAGAUGUAAGUCCGUUCAUUCCAGAAGAUGCACUUCCGAGACAAAAGCCUCCUGAUAGAGGUCCAGAAAUAGAUGAUGACGACGAUAAUAAUAAUGUAGACUUUAGUAAACCAUCUCAUGGAAUUGAUGACAGUUUUUUUGAAGGAUCUGAAAAUGACAUUGACGGACCGAAAACCAGAAUGCCGUAUCCAAAUGGAGGAGGAUCUAGGCGAGGUUCUCUACCACCAUUUCCAAAAGUACCGCCUGGAUAUGGAGGAUCUGAUGUUUUAUUCCCAGGCGAGACAAUCCCACGUAUUCUACCAGACAUUAACGUCUAUCAACACAAGAAGACACUAGCUCAAGGAAUGAUGGACUUAGCUUUACUUAGUUCCAAUGCAAAUCAACUAAGAUACGUCCUUGAACUUCGAAGUCGUCAUUCUUACUACCUUUUUAGUCUCACUUUCAUUAUUGCCAGUCUCGUCAUGCAAGUCGUUGUUGGGAUAGGUCUGGUGCUAAACAGUCGAUACAAUGUGAAAAACAAAGAUGAUAUUUGUAAAGCUGAUAAGAUUAAUAAUUUGAUAACAAUUGGAAUACUUUUGAUUACUAUUGUCAAUGUUUUCAUUUCGGCAUUUGGAGUCGCUGAAGUAAGCUAA